Messenger RNA from Colias croceus (clouded yellow), 3185 nucleotides. RefSeq names its product digestive cysteine proteinase 1 (gene 26-29-p). Bases 74 to 1732 code for a protein of 552 amino acids. Gene Ontology annotation, molecular function: cysteine-type endopeptidase activity. NCBI's taxonomy places the organism in Eukaryota, Metazoa, Arthropoda, Insecta, Lepidoptera, Pieridae. The record is from RefSeq and is a predicted model, not a curated record. The transcript is spliced from 15 exons. Gene Ontology annotation, biological process: immune response. Gene Ontology annotation, cellular component: lysosome.
CAAUGUUGUCAUUUUACAUUUGUCAUUCUCAUUAGGACGCAAUCGGAGGCGGUUGUGCCGGUCCUAUUUGAAAAUGUUUUUGUUCAUAUUUCUAUGUCUCUUCGUCGGUUGUUUGGGAGGCUUUAUCAACAAAGAUUCGCCACCACAAUGGAACGACGUUUAUACGGUCAAGGGUCUGUUGAACAUACCUUACGCGGAAUUACACGAACCGUUUUAUGCGUGGUACGACCGUAAGAAUGCCAAGUCUCGCAUCGACUACUAUGGCGGUAUGGUCAAGACGUACCAGCUGGAGGCAAGCGUGUUCCCGGAGUUUGGUACUUCCAUCAAGAUAGCACCAAUAACCACGGAGCAAGUGCUGAACCAACAGACAUGCCUACAAGUGAACGGUAGCAGUGAUAACAGUAUCAACGUCCAAUCGGUGUUGCCUGAUAUGACAGAUUUCAAAUUUGUCGGCACCGAAACGAUGCAAGACUCGGACACGUCGAAAUGGCGGAUGGUGAACACGAUCGGCGAUAAAGUGAACAAAUACACAAUGUGGGUGAAGUACAGGAAAAGCUUGAGAGGGGAUGUCUUACCUAUACCUGUGAGGUACGAAAUGAAAGGCUACAACUCUCUCCUGGGUUCACACUACGACCAUUAUUACAUUGACUACACCGACUACGAUGUGGAUGAUAUUAAUCAAGAUGUCUUCAAAAUUGAUCCAAGCUACAAAUGCACGUCGUUCCCGGGCCCCGGCAACAAGCACUACGCUACGUUCAACCCGAUGAAGGAGUUCGUACAUCCCGUACACGAUGUACAUGUUGAUGAUGAGUUCGAUAGAUUCCAAACGAAACACAGCAAACAGUAUGCCAGUGAAAUUGAACACGCCAAGAGAUUGAAUAUAUUCAGACAGAACCUUAGAUACAUUCACUCAAACAACAGAAUGCGUCGUGGUUUCACACUAUCAGUGAACCACUUGGCUGAUCGAACUGAUGAUGAACUGUCUGCGCUACGAGGACGCAAGUACUCCGGGCCUAACCCUGGUCUACCUUUUCCAUACGGCAGUGCUGAAUUAGAAGACAUGAGCGUGAAACUGCCCCCAGAAUUCGACUGGAGGCUGUUUGGUGCUGUUACACCAGUUAAAGAUCAAUCGGUGUGCGGUUCGUGUUGGUCCUUCGGUACAGUGGGUGCAGUGGAAGGAGCCCUAUUUCUGCAUAACGGAGGUCACUUGGUUAGACUGAGCCAGCAAGCGCUCGUUGAUUGUUCUUGGGGUUUCGGUAAUAACGGUUGUGACGGCGGCGAAGAUUUCCGCGCCUAUCAGUGGAUCAUGAAGCAUGGUUUGCCGACUGAGGAGGACUAUGGCGGAUAUCUUGGACAGGAUGGCUAUUGUCACAUUGACAAUACAACUUUGAUAACAUCAAUCAAGGGAUGGGUUAAUGUCACCACUAAAAAUGAGAAUGCACUUAAGUUGGCAAUCUUCAAGCACGGUCCAAUUUCAGUGGCCAUCGACGCGAGUCACAAGAGUUUCAGCUUCUAUUCCAACGGAGUGUACUAUGAGCCAAAAUGCAAGAACAAGGUAGAAGAGCUCGACCAUGCUGUACUCGCAGUGGGUUAUGGAAUCCUCAACGGGCAAAAGUAUUGGCUUAUCAAGAACUCCUGGUCCAAUUUAUGGGGCAACGAUGGAUAUGUGCUUAUGAGCAUGAAGGAGGACAACUGUGGAGUACAGGCUGCUCCUACUUAUGUGCUUAUGUGAAUGAAUGAAUGAAUAAGGAGGGGGGGGGAUUGGUAGUUAAUAAAAAGGGGGAGAAAGUUGCUAAGUUUACGAGCAAGGGGGUAAACUUACGGGAGUUAAGAUGAAUGAAUAAGUGAGGGGUGGAGGGGGGAUUUGUAAGUUAAUAAAAGGGGGGAGAAAGUUGCUAAGUUUACGAGCAAGGGGGUAAACUUAUGGGAGUUAAGUUAGAGGGGAAUAAGUCACUAAGUUUAUUUUCUCGAAAACUUGUUUUAGGGUAUCCUUAAGUGAGUUUGGGGCAUAAAUAUUAUGAAUAAAGAAAGUCUAAUGUGAAAUUACUUCAAAAUACUGUAAUGAUAAGUGGUCAGUUUUAUGUGGAAUGAAGAGAAUGCUAUUAUAUUAUUGAAUAAAUGUGGGUAGUUAUAAAAAUGUCUAAAUACUUGAAAAUGCGGGUAGAAUAAUUCAACAUAAAACAUAAUAUGACCACUUAUUUUAUUUUACUAUCUAUAAGAGAUUAUGAAGGUCUUGCAAAAGUUUGUAUAUCCCUGUGAAUUUUAAGUUGUUAUAAAUUUAAGUACAAUUUUCUAGUUUAAUAAAAUAAAUAAAGUGCAAAAUUACGCUCGCUUUUACAUUUUAGUAUUUCAAAUGUCAAGUUUUAUAUAUUAUAAUGCUUUUAAAUAGGUUAACUAUAUAUUUUUUCAUAUAACGUUACUUUAAAAAAAUUGCUCAUAUAUGUAUAAAAUACUCUGUAGUUUAAAAAAGUGAUAGAAGUGGUAUUUCAGAGAAUAUUAUAAAAUUUUAAACACUAACGGUCUUACUAAUAAAAUGUUACCCAUUCGCUAUGCAAUGGAUUAGUUAUUGCAAUAACCUGUCUUGUUUUUAUGAUUGACGUUUCAUGUGAGCAAGAGCAGGACAUAGCAAUGGUAGAAAAUGGUAGAAAUUUAUCCAUUGUUUAACUUUUUAUUAGUAAGGCCAUAUGAUUCGUUUUUCUUAUGCACAUGUGGCAUUUUUAAUUUUUUUUUUGUAUAAAAAAUAUUAAAACUUAACUGUCGCAAGGAAAAUGCAUCAUUUAAUUUUGGUUUAGAAACUGAAUAAAAUACUUGAUAAACUAAUAAUUUUCUGCAUCAUUGAGAUUAGAGAUAAUGCUAAUUAUACACCACAUAGAUUUGCAUGAUAAUUGGCAUGAUACAUUUUGCUUGCUAAUGUUUACUGUAUUGUAAAACGUAAAAUUUCAUCUAUAACUAUAAAAUACCGAUUUAAUUGUUAAAAUAAUAAAUAGUAGAGAUCUAACCAUUGGUAGGGAAACCAAAUUGUUUUACAAUAUAUGAAAAACUUAUUAAAUUUGUAGAUGCUAUUAUUUAGAUUUCAUAGACUAUGUUAAGUUACUAUUGAAUCUCUAAAACGAAUUUCAUUUCGCAGCAUUCCAUGAUAUUACUUGUUUAAGAAUUAUUUUGUAUAAUAAACUCUUUAUAGAAAA